Gadus chalcogrammus (walleye pollock) is the source of this 950-nucleotide messenger RNA. RefSeq names its product cilia and flagella associated protein 77 (gene cfap77). Lineage: Eukaryota; Metazoa; Chordata; Actinopteri; Gadiformes; Gadidae. The coding region runs from base 27 to 761 and encodes 244 amino acids. The record is from RefSeq and is a predicted model, not a curated record. The transcript is spliced from 7 exons.
UACCGUCAAACUACCAAUCCGCGGGGAUGGACUCGCCUCGCCUGGGAGUAGUGAGAGAAUCAAUGCUGGCCAACCCGCUUCUCUUCGGGCCCUCCCUUGGUCAUAGCCGCUCCAGCCAUCUCCCACUACCACGUCCCGGGCCGGAUUUUGUCUACGGGACCAGAAACACAGCUGCAGAUGGUGGUGUAGCUGAGGCUCUAUCAUUUUGGCGGGUGCAGCCGGCAGCGGGCGGUUCUGCGCGCCUGCAGCCUCUCCCGGUGGAUUACGUGUCCAUGAACAGAGAGGGACUCAAGUCCGGUCUGGUCACAGCUAAGGAGCUGACGCAGUACAAAGCUCAGUGGGCCAGUGAGAACCACCUCACCUUCAACCGCCCCCGAAACCACAGCCGGCCAACCAACCGGGCCAUCCCUGAUAUCACGUUUGGUAUCACGACAAGACCCCCGUCUCCACUGGCGGAUCUACUGGCUCAUCAUUAUGGUCAGCGCUGGAUAGAUGAACAACAGAGACACAUGAACUCAGAGACCAAACAACCAGACAAGGCUAAACUGUGUAUUUCAGACACCAGGACCAGUCUGUUGAGGAAGAGCAGACCUUUGCCAAAGUCUGAGCCCCAGUGUACAAUCAGACGCUUUACUAAGGUGGGCCCUGCCCUGGAUACCUUCAGAGACCCUGAGAGCCGCCUGAGGGCGUUUAGGGCCCACAGGUCAGACUGUGUGUCCAGGAGAGGGGCUCUUGGUCAGGGAACAUACAACCUGGACUAACCCUGUCAGCGCUUCUGGAGAGGGCAGGGCGGAAGAUGGAGCAGAAAAUAUACCUAUUCUUUUUCUGACGACUUCAAAGUGUUCUUUGUGUGGCUCAUGCGAUGAUGAUAUAGUUGAAAAUAGGUUUAUCAGAUUACAGAAUAUUUUACUCGAUUGUCAAAUCUUUUAUUCAUCAACUAAACACAUAAC